Carassius auratus (goldfish) is the source of this 2282-nucleotide messenger RNA. Its product is annotated as lens epithelium-derived growth factor-like. NCBI's taxonomy places the organism in Eukaryota, Metazoa, Chordata, Actinopteri, Cypriniformes, Cyprinidae. The record is from RefSeq and is a predicted model, not a curated record. The transcript is spliced from 13 exons. The coding region runs from base 141 to 1835 and encodes 564 amino acids.
CCGAACCAAUCCGCCUGCGAUGAGGGGAGACGCACAUUCUCAUGUCUUUUCAUUCAUCGCGUGAUAAUAUUUUUUAUUCCCGUGUUUCCGUUUUGUUUUUAAAUCUAAGUGUUUAUAGAGUAUUUUUUGAGUGAGUAGAUAUGCAGAAAGGUGUGAAGAUGAAGAUGACAUCUGAUCAGAACAAAGAUAGUUUUUCUCCAGGAGACAUCGUGUUUGCUAAAAUGAAGGGUUAUCCUUUCUGGCCUGCCAGGAUUGGUGAAGGAAAAGCCCCCAAAAAUAAGAUCCCUAUCUUCUUCUAUGGAACACAUUCAACAACAUUUCUCUUCCCCAAAGACAUCGUCCCCUACUGGCCGAACAAAGAGAAGUACGGCCGGCCAAUCAAAAGAGGUGGCUUCGAGGAGGGCAUGUGGGAGAUCGAGAACGACCCGGGUGUGGGCCUCAGAGGUCAAAAGAAAGCAGCGCUAGUCAAACGACUGUCAGAGAGUCGACUGAAACUGCAAGACAGGACGAAGAAGAAGAAAGCAGAAAAUCAGACAGAAUCAGCGCUGAACAGAGAUUCGAGGGAAGCUCUUGUGAAACCCAGCAAAACAAACUCUGAAUCCGUCGCGCCGGCAGACGCUGAAACAACCGUGACAAUGUUGACGUGCUCCAGAGAUUCUGCGGCAGAGGACAGACGGACGGAUAAAGACACGCCUGCGAGGAGUGUGACAUCAGAGAAGACGCUCGCGGCAGGAAGGAGGAUUUUACCGUCCAGGAAGUUCAUUUUAGCCAGACGAGCGUCAGCAUCAAAGACGCUUUCCAGUCGCAGGAAACACGCGCUGAACAGAAAGAUCAUUUCCACCGACAAGAAACCCAUAGACGCUCAUAAUCACAAACAGCGCUCGAGGGUCACGCGCUCGACCGCAGAUCUGAGCCAGAACACAGACGAGAUCCCUGCGACUGAACCCGCUCUGAAGAGGAAACGCUCGCCAGCUGAUCCUGAUGUGAAGGAGGACACUUGUGUUCCUCUUCCUGUGACGCACAGCUCCAGCCCAGCAGACUCAAAGAAGAAGCGUCUCACCGAGGAACAAGAAGAACCGAGCGAGGUCAAGAACAUGAACACACAAGACGAGGACGAACAGAAUAAACCCAAACAGAUGAACAGAGACGUUCUGAUUGUCUCUGAAAAGAGAGACGAGACAAAAGAGGAGAAGAAACCGAAAGAUGAAGAGAGGAGUAAGAUCCUGGCCGAGAAGAGGCAGAGCGUCCUGAAGUCCCUGCAGGGGUUAAUGACGUCCACCAGAGGAAAGACUCAGAGCAGCGCUGAGAAGAGCCACAGAGACACAGAGCAGAACGAACAGCAGAACAACAACAACAACAACAGAGAAGAAGAAGAAGAAGAGCUCAGAGCUCAUUCUCUGUCUGUCACAGACUCUUUACUCUACCGGCUUCAUGAUGACAUCAGGAUCUCAAUGACGCUCGAAAACCCAGAUGUGGGGAAGUGUGUAUUGGCUCUGGAUGAGUUGAGCAGUGUCUUGGUCUCGUCUCGAAACAUUCAGAAGCACAGCGAGCUCAUCGAGACGCUCCGAAAGAUGCGCUGGUUUCGUGGCAGCGAGGCGAUCAUGUUUAAAGCCUCCAUGUUGUAUCAUCGCUUUAAAAACAUCUACCUGAUCGGAGACGGCGAGGAGCCUCUGAGUCAGGAGUACAUCGCUUCUCUGAAGGAGGAGAGAGAGACGGACGCCGGAGCAGCCGUCUGUCUGACGAACGUCUGUGAAGAGACCCGAGGUACGAAACCAGCGCCUCAAACCACUGAACACUUGCCUCACAGGUGUGACAUCAUCAUGACAUCAUCGUGACAUCACAGCCAGCCUCGCUGUCUGCGCUCUCAACCUCACGUUACAGAAAUAGUUCAAACUCUGCCCAAAAACUUUGUCACCUGCCCACCAAUGGAUCCUCUGCAGUAAAUGGGUGCCACCCGCCCUGGAGGAAGCGUUAAUAUGGAUUAUGUGUUUUAGUUAAAGGGAUAGUUCACACAAAAAAAAUGAUUAACUCACCGUUGCACACGGACAGCUACAGUAACACCAUCACACACUAUAUCUGAUCUCAGAGCGGUGCUAAUAUAACAGACGCUGACUUUAAUGAAUGCAGUUAGUCGUAAUAUGUUCUAGCAUUGUCUGUCAUGUUCUGAAGCCCAGAGAUUUGUAUAUUAUAAAGCACUCGCAUGUGCUUCCUGUUACAGAGAGUAUGCAUUAAACUGAUCUCCAGUGAUAAAAAUAAAUAAAUAAAAGAUUAAUAAUCAGAAA